Messenger RNA from Misgurnus anguillicaudatus (oriental weatherfish), 2338 nucleotides. NCBI's taxonomy places the organism in Eukaryota, Metazoa, Chordata, Actinopteri, Cypriniformes, Cobitidae. The record is from RefSeq and is a predicted model, not a curated record.
GCCUGGCUACAGUACAGCUACAUUGUCCUUCAAGUGUUUUGAACAUUAAUAAGCUACAAACAAAGCAGAAGACUUUAAAGCAGCUUUUAAACACAGUGAGAGUCAGACUAGGUCGUCAUUAAAAUCAAACAGCUAGCCUACUUUUCAUUUCUCGCUUUCUUUCUUUGCCAGACAAAGAUUCAAGUGCUUGGAGACUGAAACUUGUAUAAUAUAUCAGCUUAACUGGUUAAAUCUAAUGGCCUCAAAAAGCAGUAAAUUUUAAGCGAGUAAAGUUGGUUGGAAUUAACCUGUAAUAUUAACGUAGAUAUAACUACAUGCUACAUGUUAUCAUUAAAGAAAUGCGCGCGUUUGUUUAUUUCCUCUUGGUCUUGUGUAAGAACAUUUCGUGCAACUUGCGAUCGUAGGCGCGAGGACCAGAGCGGUUGCUAAGGGCAACCUGCCUUCUCUUCUGUAAAACAGUAGAAGACAGGACCUUCUCUUUGAAAAGUUGUUCAGUGUUGUACUACACGAAACUUUUGAGCAUUUAAGCAGAUAAAAACUACACUGUAAUAUAUUGUGAUAUAUUGUGAUUUACUUCAGCUUUGGUGUGGAAAAAAGUUAAAACUUUCAAUCAGGAUGUCCAUGGCGGAUUCUUUACGGCUCCCAGCCAUUCAACAUCCUCUAUCAAGACUCGGAGAUCCAGACCUCAUCUCCCUCCGGGGUUAUUCAGCAGACUGCAGCAGAGAUUACAAAUGCUGGAUGCCCAAGAGAGGAAUCAGACCUCAAUCUCCAGGCACAGAGAGUCUGGAUUCUGCGUUCCGCAGUCAGAGCAGCAGAAGUGAUAUCAGCUCUGUGAUGGAGAAACGAAAAAGAGGAGGAUUGGAUAUUCCAGAAGAGAUCCCCGAGGGAGAGGAGGUUAUGGAUAACCCCAAACUACCCAUCUAUCAUCACAAAAUGGCAUCUGAUCAUCGCUCCUUAAGUAGGGUUUCUCAUACGACUUACUCCAGCACCGAAGCAGGGUUGGCAGAUCAAACUGAUCAGUUGGAGGAUGUGAUUAAAGAGCGUAUUCAAACCACAGGUGCUUUCACCCUCAAAAUGCUGUUUAAGAACAGCCACCCUGAUGGCAAACCUCUGGUCAACAGGUCUGCUUUACUUGAGAUUCUCACAAAGUUCUUGAGGCGCCAUGUGACAGCUAAACAACUGAAAGACCUUCUACUACGUCUGCACCUCUCUGAUAGAGCUCUUAUCAGUUUUGAGGAUUUUUAUGGUGCACUAAGAGACCCAGAGCCCAAUAAAAACAACCCAGUAGGUUCGCUCACGAUCCCUCAGAUUCUAGCCCUGCUGAGAGGUCCCGCACGCAACAGGUUUCUGGAAAGUAUGGAGGGUUUGUGUAAGUCUGACACUGAAAGCUGGAUUUCUGCACAAGAGUUUCGAAAUAUACUCAAUAAACUUAAACUUCAUUUGAAAGAUCCCGAGUUUGAAAAAUUAUGGAAAAGGUUAGAUGUGGAUGGAUUCGGGGCAGUUAAACAGACAAUUUUACUGAAAAAAUUAGGAUUGAGCAGAAGAACUGAAGCAAACAAUGAGAGAAACAACCACGCCUCUAUUACAGCUAAACCUGAGGACAUGAAAUCAUCUUCUGGUAGGCCGCUCUCUAAGGCAGAAGAAGAACGUCACGCAUCUAUCGCCAUAGAGACAUGGCUGAAGGACAAAUUCAGGGAGGGAGCUCAGAGCAUGAAAGCUGAGUUUGAAAAACUGGAUGCUGAAAAUAGUGGAAAGGUGAAAGGGGAAGACUUCUUACAGGUCCUGAGGAAGUUUGAUCUUCACCUGAGGAGGGAGCACCUCGGCCUGUUCUUGUCUCGCUGUGGUCUGAAAUUAAAGAAGGGUUGUGUGCAGUACUUAAACUUCCUGCGUACUUUCCAAGACAGAAGUUCAGAUGGAAUCACACACAAGAUCAUCUCUAACCCAAAACACCGGUUUCAUUUUGAUGAGAACAACAGUUGUGUUUCAACUUUAAGUGCAAUAGAAGCCAAAUUAACUCGCUUGUUUCAGUCCGAGUACCUUUCCCUCCUUCAGACCUUUCAGAAAAUUGAUAAGUUCAAUAAAGGAAUUAUUACUCAGGAGGAAUUCAGAGCAGCGUUUGAGAGCAGGUUUGGCCUGGAGAUUUCCGACCCUCAGUUUGAGCAGCUGUUAGACAGGACUCCCUCUUGACCAUCGCGGAAAUGUGCAGUACCCGAUCUUCAUGGCAACCUUUGACACCAGGAAAGGAGUUCCCAGCCUUUUCCAGCCAGUUGCUCAGCCUGCCGCUAAUGAUUCAGAUGAGGAGAAGGGCUUAGUGGAACAAAAUCGAAGUGACCUUGAG